AUGUCCCCCCUAAGAGUCGCAGUCGUUGGUGCCAAUGGUAGAGUUGGUCGCCUGCUGUUAAACCAGUUGAAAAACAGUAGCAGUUUCGCAACACCAUUAGCGAUUGUCAGAAAGCAGGAUCAAGUCGAUUAUUUCAAGAACGAAGCGGGUGUUGAUGCGAGCUUGACAGAUAUAGAAACUUCCUCCGCUAGUGAGAUUGCUGCCGCCAUCAAGGGUUACGACGCCGUGGUCUUUAGUGCAGGCGCAGGUUACGAUGGCGUUGAGAGAAUCUUCACUGUAGACCUAGACGGCUGUAUCAAGGUGGUCGAAGCUUGUGAAAAUGCGGGUGUCAAGAGAUUUGUUGUUGUUUCGGCUCUCAGAGCAGAGGAUAGAGAUUUUUGGUGGAAUUUGGAGGGUUUGCGUGAGUACUACAUCGCAAAGAGAUCGGCCGAUCGUGAAAUAAGAAGCUCCAAGUUAGAUUACACCAUCUUGCAACCAGGCACGCUGGAGUCAAACGAGGGCACCGGUUUGUUCCAACCCUUGGACAAAUUAGACGAAAAGGCCUCUGGUCUUUACUCUAUCAACAACGAAGAUGUGGCUUCUUUCAUCACACAAACUUUGCUACAUCCAGAUGUGACUGUGGGGAAGACUAUACCUUUGGUCAACGGUAAUGAAUCAAUUGAAAGUUUUAUUCAAAGUUUGUAA
Saccharomyces eubayanus is the source of this 684-nucleotide messenger RNA. Its product is annotated as SDR family oxidoreductase. The transcript has a single exon. The coding region runs from base 1 to 684 and encodes 227 amino acids. The record is from RefSeq and is a predicted model, not a curated record. Lineage: Eukaryota; Fungi; Ascomycota; Saccharomycetes; Saccharomycetales; Saccharomycetaceae.